This is a messenger RNA of Acaulospora colombiana, 548 nucleotides long. The record is from the annotation of a GenBank genome assembly. NCBI's taxonomy places the organism in Eukaryota, Fungi, Glomeromycota, Glomeromycetes, Diversisporales, Acaulosporaceae.
UUUUACAAGUAACCCCGCCUUCUGAUGAAGACGCGCUUGCUGCCCCCGACAAUGGAUGUAUUGCUUAUGUUCUCCGUACGGGCUUUGGAACCGCCCAGGGAAAGCUCGUCCGCACAAUGGUGUACAGUACUGAGCACGUUUCAGCAAACAAUUUUGAAUCCUUCCUUUUUAUCCUAUUCUUAUUGAUAUUUGCAAUCUCAGCUGCAUCAUAUGUUUGGAUUAAAGGCGUCGAAAAUAACCGAAAGAAGUCAAAACUUCUGCUCGAUUGCAUAUUAAUUAUUACGUCUGUUGUGCCACCGGAGCUACCAAUGGAAUUGUCUUUAGCAGUUAAUACGUCGCUGGUUGCAUUGGCAAAAUUUGCUAUUUAUUGCACCGAACCAUUUAGAAUACCCUUCGCUGGAAAGAUUGAUGUGUGUGCAUUUGAUAAAACUGGUACCCUUACCGGAGAAAAUCUAGUAGUUGAGGGCAUUGCCGGAAUUCACCCCGAAGGUUCCAAAGCUCUCGUGAAACCCGUUGAUGCACUUCGAGACAUAACCGUGCCAUUUUAG